Colletotrichum lupini is the source of this 711-nucleotide messenger RNA. RefSeq lists its product as uncharacterized. Bases 1 to 711 code for a protein of 236 amino acids. Lineage: Eukaryota; Fungi; Ascomycota; Sordariomycetes; Glomerellales; Glomerellaceae. The record is from RefSeq and is a predicted model, not a curated record. The transcript is spliced from 3 exons.
AUGAUGAGCACCGGCUGCGACGCAAUGCCCACGCCGUCCGGCUCGCCCUGCGAAGUCCUCCGCCAGGUGGAACGACUGGGUGGUGCCCAAACAAUGAUAGACCGGGUCGAUCUCGCAACCGGUUCUACAACACCAUUCUACGUCCUUCACAGCAACAAGGAAAACAAAACCGUUGCCGUGUUACAUGCAGAUCCCCGCGCGCAAGCAUCGGAGCUCACAGCUGCAGAGCUCGGGUCAUGGCCCCACAUCCGUACCCGCUGCACCUGCCCACGGGCCACCCGGCGCAGUUACCCAAACAGUACUGCCCGGAUAGCAAAACUCAUAGCGAAAUACCACUCCCUGUCCUCAAAAAUCGACGUCAUUCUCCGCGGCGUGCCGAUCAAGAUGAAGACCAACACUAUGGGUAACACGCACAGGUUCGACCACCAUGGUAUAAGCUACAGUUGGGGUGUCUCCAAUUUGAGCAUGUCAAUGAACACGAUGUGUCUGAAGGAUGCCGGGGGCAACCUGCUGGCGACAUGGAAAAGGUACCCUGAAGGCAGGUUAAGCGGCAUGAUUGGACAGUCAGCCCCGACAUUUGAGGUUUACGUCCCGCCACAGAGCAUCGAUAUGGACAUGGUGAUUGUCACAGGGUCUGCAGCGGUCGAGUACUGGCUGAAGUAUAAGAAAGACUCCUACGCAGCGGUAGGAGAGGCCUUCGGUGCAGUUUGA